AUGGCAACUAACGGCGCCAACGGAGUCGGUGACUCACGGCCGAUCUUCUUUUUUGAUAUUGACAAUUGCCUCUAUUCUAAAGCCUGCAACAUCCAUGAUGAGAUGCAGGCAUUGAUCAAUAAAUUCUUUGUCAAACACCUCGACCUCAAUUCGGACGAUGCCCAUAUGCUGCAUCUGAAAUACUACAAGGAGUAUGGGCUGGCCAUUGAAGGACUCACCCGCCAUCACAAGAUUGACCCUCUCGAAUUCAACUACGAAGUCGAUGAUGCUCUACCGCUUGACAACAUCCUCCGGCCUGAUCCCAAGCUGCGUGAACUACUGGAGGACCUGGACACAACCAAGGUGAAGCCAUGGUUGCUCACCAAUGCCUAUGUUAAUCACGCAAAGCGCGUGGUGAAGCUUUUGGAUAUCGAGGACCUUUUUGAGGGCAUUACAUAUUGUGACUAUGGAAAAGUGCCUUUGGUUUGCAAACCAAGUCAGGAUAUGUAUGCCAAAGCGGAGAAGGAAGCUGGUGCUCCCAGCACAGAUCAGUGCUAUUUUGUCGAUGACUCGCAUUUGAAUUGUGUACAUGCACAUGCUCGGGGUUGGACUACAGCACACCUGGUUGAACCGGGUGUUCCCAUGCCAGCUACGCAGGCAUCAAAGUACACGAUCUCAAGCCUUGAAGAACUCCGAGUUCAUUUCCCUCACGCUUUCAAAGAGAAGAGCAAAAGCAAUGGCGCAUGA
This is a messenger RNA of Penicillium paradoxum, 726 nucleotides long. Its product is annotated as putative pyrimidine 5'-nucleotidase. The record is from RefSeq and is a predicted model, not a curated record. Gene Ontology annotation, biological process: nucleotide catabolic process; pyrimidine nucleobase metabolic process. Gene Ontology annotation, molecular function: nucleotidase activity. Bases 1 to 726 code for a protein of 241 amino acids. The transcript has 5 exons. Lineage: Eukaryota; Fungi; Ascomycota; Eurotiomycetes; Eurotiales; Aspergillaceae.